AUGUCUUGUAAUAAUGGCAUGUCUUUUUUCCCUUCAAAUUUCAUGAUCCAAACCUCUUACGAAGACGAUCAUCCUCAUCAAUCUCCUUCUCUUGCUCCUCUCCUUCCUUCUUGCUCUCUACCUCAAGAUCUCCAUGGGUUUGCUUCGUUUCUAGGUAAGAGAUCUCCAAUGGAAGGGUGUUUUGAUUUAGAACAAGGGAACAAUAUGAAUGGAGGAGAAGAGGAUUAUUCAGAUGAUGGGUCUCAGAUGGGAGAGAAGAAGAGAAGACUAAACAUGGAACAAGUCAAGACACUGGAGAAGAAUUUUGAGCUAGGAAACAAACUUGAACCAGAGAGGAAAAUGCAGCUGGCUCGUGCCUUAGGUUUACAACCAAGACAGAUCGCGAUUUGGUUUCAAAACAGAAGAGCUCGUUGGAAAACAAAGCAGCUUGAGAAAGAUUAUGAUACUCUUAAACGACAGUUUGAUGCACUUAAAUCUGAAAAUGAUCUUCUUCAAACUCAUAAUCAGAAACUUCAAGCUGAGAUAAUGGGAUUAAAAAGCAGAGAACAAACAGAGUCAAUAAACCUAAACAAAGACACAGAAGGAUCUUGCAGUAACAGAAGUGAUAACAGUUCUGAAAAUCUCAGACUCGACAUCUCAACUGCACCGCCUCCAUCAAUCGAAAGCACAUUAACCGGUGGCCAACCACCGCCGCAGCCGCAGACACUCGGUAGACACUUCUUCCCACCGUCGUCGCCAGCCACCGGGACGACUACAACAAUGCAGUUCUUUCAAAACUCGUCUUCAGGACAGAGUAUGGUGAAAGAAGAGAACAGUAUCAGUAACAUGUUCUGUGCAAUGGAUGACCAUUCUGGUUUUUGGCCGUGGCUUGAUCAGCAACAGUACAACUGAAACUGGUCUACUUGUCUUUUUCUCUCUUUUUUUUUCUUCUUUUUUAUUUAAUAUAUAAAUAUUUUUUGUAUUAUGAAUUUUGAUCAGAAGAACCCAUGCAUGUUUCAUUAGCUCA
Molecule: messenger RNA, 1006 nt
Organism: Camelina sativa (false flax)
Lineage: Eukaryota; Viridiplantae; Streptophyta; Magnoliopsida; Brassicales; Brassicaceae
Product: homeobox-leucine zipper protein ATHB-13
Biological process (GO): positive regulation of DNA-templated transcription
Cellular component (GO): nucleus
Molecular function (GO): DNA-binding transcription factor activity, RNA polymerase II-specific; sequence-specific DNA binding
Source: RefSeq, a predicted model, not a curated record